AAUAAAGGAGAGGGGGAAAAGCCAAAAACCAUAAUACCACCUCUUUAAAGAUGUUCUUACAGAAGAUCCUGGCUGCCAGAACAUCCACAAAAUUGCAGCUGGAGGUUAUUGAAGCAUGCGUGGCCAGUACAUGCAGAACCAUUGUGACGCUAACUGCACAUGAAAGCCUAUGUAUGUAAUGAAUUGUUUGUUGAUCCCAUGACCGGCAUCUGCACCAGUUAAAAGGGAGUGACAUCACUUGAGUGAGGUGAUACAUAUACCAAUACUAAUACUGCAUGUUAUGGGUUGUAUUGACCAUUUAAAGGUAUUUCAACAGGUAAAUAAACUGGAUUGGUUGGUACACAGCAAGUUAAAUAAUGUAGAGUCAGAAGGGGCAGCUGUGGCUCUACUUGGUUCAGAAUGGACUUUCAAGCUCCAAUCUUGUCAUACAAUCCUGGUAUUUGACGGUCCAAUGUCGGAGGCCAAUCGAGCAACGGGAUGACACUGGACGUCACCUAUCGCUGCGCUUCUUCCCAGUCCCUCCGCCAGUGACUGAUAUUGGAUGUCGCCGGCGAAACGGCUUAUAAGAACUCUGUCAGAAAUGAGCAUCAAACCUAAGAGCCACAAGGCCAUGGGAGAUGGCGAGUGGAUGGCGAGGCUGAGGGCAUUUGUCAACACUGGCCUUUGGCCUUCAGGAGGUAAUAAACCAGCCCCAAGGCAACGGAAGUGGUAUGACCUCUACCAGAAGAUUGAGAAAUGCCCCAUGCAGGCCCAUGGACAGAGCACCCUCUUUGUAGGACCCAAGGCCUGUAACUGUGGAUUUCACACCGUUAAGCAGCCUGCCACUCAGCCUCCUGCUGAAGCCCCACAGUCUGUGGCCUCAGACUCGGACCCUGGUGCGACUUCAGCAAGUGCUGCAGCGUCUGCCGCCACCCCAAGGUCUUUCCUGCGGCCCCCGCUGAGUUUGUCAAUGUUCACUAAAUCACGUUUUGGUGGGUCAAAGUCUGACUCACUAAAGCCCAAUUUAGUGGCUAGGAGGACCCCCAGCCCUUCUCCAUCCUCUGUGAGGACCCCGAGCUCUUCUCCUCUUCCUCCUUCUCCUCUUCCUUCUCCAUCCUCUGUGAGGACCCCGAGCUCUUCUCGUCUUCUUGCACCAUCCUCUGUGAGGACCCCAAGCCCUUCUGUAAGCAGCAGCCUUGCAGUAGCCCCUGACGAGUCUGGAGGAGUUCCUUCAGCAGCUGCUGCGGUUGCAGCUUCAGUCUGGUUGCCGGGAGAACUGAGCAAGACCAUCCCUGUGCAGGACCACAGGUGGAUUGCCAGCACCCUCUUUCCCUCCGGUAAACUGCGGCCAGAUGUAAAGCUGUGGUAUGAGCCCCCUGUCCUUCUUCACCCAUCGGCUGAUGGUGUGGAUGCCAUACUAUCUGUGGAAGGUGAAGGUGUCCUGCCCGGCUUGUGGGAAGCAGCUAACGGGCUAUGGUGUCCACAAGAGGGCUCGAAAGGUCCUAGACAUCGACGGGUAUUACCUUAUGGUGACAGAGACACUCAGGUGCACCGUGUGUUCCCUGAACUAUCUGUCGACCAGUCAGACUGUCCGGGACCAGCUGGACCUGCCCCACCAGAAGCUGUUUGAGACCAGCAAGUAUGCUUGUGACAUACGUGUCAUUCGGCUGCUUCGGGACCGGACUCUCGGCAACAGUCCAGCAUGACUGGCGAAGCAGCUUCGGGAGAACCACGGUGAGAAGUGGCUGAACCGGUUGGC
This is a messenger RNA of Micropterus dolomieu (smallmouth bass), 1738 nucleotides long. RefSeq names its product ethylene-responsive transcription factor ABI4-like. The transcript is spliced from 7 exons. Bases 542 to 1609 code for a protein of 355 amino acids. The record is from RefSeq and is a predicted model, not a curated record. NCBI's taxonomy places the organism in Eukaryota, Metazoa, Chordata, Actinopteri, Centrarchiformes, Centrarchidae.